Brugia malayi is the source of this 1329-nucleotide messenger RNA. RefSeq lists its product as uncharacterized. The coding region runs from base 1 to 1329 and encodes 442 amino acids. The transcript has 3 exons. NCBI's taxonomy places the organism in Eukaryota, Metazoa, Nematoda, Chromadorea, Rhabditida, Onchocercidae. The record is from RefSeq and is a predicted model, not a curated record.
AUGGCCAACGCUCUAUCAAAUGGCUAUAGAAAACAACCGGUGGAACAUAACGAGAAGAAAAGAUUUGUAUUCGGGUCGUCGACACCACGUGAUCUCUCUUAUAUGUAUAGCAUACCAACAAUACGUAAAUACGAUUCAAAAAUGAAGCCAAUAAAACAGGUUAAGGACCAAACGCUAUCGUAUUACAUGCGACAGGCACGAUCUAUCACCCGGAACCAAUCAGGAAGUCGAGAAGGUUCUAGAGAUCGAGUGAUACGUGGAACGUUCGCGUUUGGCUCGUCAACACCACGCAUUUUGUCGCAUUUAUGCGGUGUAACAAAAGAAUAUGAUAGAAUUUAUCCGCAAGUUGGGCGACGAUCUUGCACGACACCAACUUUUCCAAUAUCACGCUCCAAGACAGUAGGUGCAUCAACGGAUGUUCAGAUAAGACGAAUCGAUGGAAUCACGCAAAAGCCAAGUGGAAUGGUAGCCAAGAAAGACACACGUUCAUUAAUAUCCACCAAUCAGUCAAAAGAAAGAAGUGAGAAGUUCAUGGAUUUCGUGAAAAAGAACCUGGAAUCAGAGAACGAUAAAGCAAAAUUGAUGAAAAAGGUUGUUGCUAAAGACAGACAGCAGAAAAGCCAAAAAGCUGGGAGUGGAAGGAAAGCUCCGGUAGAAAAAGAAUUUACCAAAACUGGAUUUUCUCAAAUGUCAACGAAAUUAUCUCCAGCAUCUGCUAUUAAUAAGGGAUCGAAACCAGAAGCAACACUUAUCGAGGAAAGACAGUUAUUGGUUGCUAGCACAAUUGAAGAUGAGACAAGACUGUUUCCUGCACGAUCAAUACCUGUAGAGGAGAUUAUAACAAAAGAAGUUGCAGAAUACAAAAGUAAUAAUAAAGUGUCAAGAACAGACAGUCUAACAGAAAAUAGGAUUGUUCAGAUUCUGCAUAAGGAAUCGGAAGGGAGAGAAAUAGACAUAAGCAGUUAUUCAAGAUCAAUCGAGCAAGAUGACAGAACAGGAAUAUUUUCAGUUGUUUCCGAAACGAAUCAUAUCAAAAUGAAUGUAAAAUCGAAUUCCGAAAAUAAAGAUGAGACAGGAGAAGAGCUUUCCAAUAAUUCAGGACCAGGAAAAUGCGAGGCAUCUCUUUCUAUUGAAUUAUACGGUGCCACUCCCAUUGCUAUGACUACUGAUCCUGCUAUUUCUCCUAUAAAACUAUCAUUAUCAUUAACUCCUGACAAAAUAUUUAGUUUUUUUAAUGACGAUAGCGAACCGAAGGAUGACCAUUAUUUAAAAAGUUCAGAAGAUAAGUUUAAAGAUAAAGAAACAUUAGUCGAUUCAGGACCAAAGUAA